This is a messenger RNA of Biomphalaria glabrata, 393 nucleotides long. RefSeq names its product sulfotransferase 1A1-like. Lineage: Eukaryota; Metazoa; Mollusca; Gastropoda; Planorbidae. The transcript has 2 exons. The record is from RefSeq and is a predicted model, not a curated record. Gene Ontology annotation, molecular function: sulfotransferase activity. Bases 1 to 393 code for a protein of 130 amino acids.
AUGUCAGCUGACUCCGAGCAGGCCCCUUCUUCUGGGAUGCCUUCAAUCUUUAAGACACCGCUCCUUGAAGCUUACGGCCGUAAGAUAUUUCCAUUUCCGGGAAUCAAAGACCUCAUCGCCCACGUAGAGGCCACUCGAAACUUUCCCAUCAGAGACGACGAUGUGCUGGUAGCGGCGUAUACCAAAAGUGGAACUCACUGGCUAUGGGAGGUAACUCAAAUGUUGCUUCGGCAGACGACGGACUACGAGAAAAGAACCAAAGAACAAGUCAUGCUUGAGUCGCCUGGCGGGCUGGAAAGAGCUGAACAGGAACCGUCGCCUAGAAUUUUAAACUCCCAUUAUCUGCCACAAGAAAUUAUUUCCAAGAAGACAAAGGUAAGAGGUCACGAAUGA